Camellia sinensis is the source of this 1216-nucleotide messenger RNA. Its product is annotated as deSI-like protein At4g17486. Gene Ontology annotation, molecular function: deubiquitinase activity. Lineage: Eukaryota; Viridiplantae; Streptophyta; Magnoliopsida; Ericales; Theaceae. The record is from RefSeq and is a predicted model, not a curated record. Gene Ontology annotation, biological process: protein deubiquitination.
UUUAUUUUAGCUAAUUAAUCCCAAAGCCAUCUAUCCGUCCUCCAAAGCUAAUUCUUUCCCUUUCCUCCAAAAGAAUGGUCUUUUAAAACCUCCUUCCAACAACCCCUCCCUCACACACAAAUCAAACGCCACAAAUUUUGGACUUCCCAAUUUCCAACUGGUUUUUUUAUUGGGGCAUAGUAGCAAAUGUUGAGUUUGGGGUUGUGAGAUUGUUGUUGUUGUUGUAGCAUUGAGGGGGGUGGUGGGUGAUAGAUACAAUGCGGCUGUUCUCGUCCGCGAGCUCGAGUUUGUCAAAGGAGCAGAGAAAUAAUCGUGCUCUUUUGUAUCUCAAUGUCUAUGAUCUUACCCCUAUGAACAAUUACCUCUACUGGUUUGGGCUUGGAAUCUUCCAUUCAGGCAUUGAAGUGCAUGGAUUGGAGUACGGAUAUGGAGCACAUGAGUACCCAACAAGUGGAGUAUUUGAGGUGGAACCUAGAAGUUGCCCUGGUUUUAUCUUUAGACGGUCAGUCCUUUUGGGCAGCACAGACAUGUCUUGUUCAGAAUUUCGAUCAUUCAUGGAGCAUCUUUCUGGGAAAUAUCAUGGGGACACUUACCAUUUGAUUGCCAAGAAUUGCAACCAUUUUACUGCUGAAGUCUGUAUGCGGCUCACUGGAAAGCCUAUUCCUGGAUGGGUGAACAGGCUCGCACGAUUAGUUUCAGGUUCUUUCUGCAACUGUCUACUGCCAGAAAAUAUUCAGCUUACAGCAGUCAGACAUCUACCUGAUCAUCCAUCAUAUCCUGAUGAUGGAUCAGAUUCCGUUGGAUCAUUAGAAACAGCAGAGAGUGAAGAGGAAGAGUUGGAUCAUCAUCUGCUGACGGUAACCAAUGGUGACGUGGCAUUUGUGAAGGAAAAACCUUUGAGGCUAGCAAGAGAGGUCCUUUGAUACUUAUUCAUUUUCCCUCCAAUUCAUUAAUUUCCCAUCUUGGGUCCAGUUGUUUGUAGUGUAUCAUCUCUAGUGUGAGUAAACAUGCGUCUCAAUUAAAUUGUCUGAUCUCAACAUUUGAUCUUGGUACAGUGAUGAUUCAAGACUUGGUUGUUUGCCUAUAUUGUUGCCAUUAUACUUGGUCUUUCAUGUUGUACCAUGAAAGGUUUCAGCAUUGCAGUGUAACCCUUUGUUUUUGAAUUGUUAAUAGUUGCCUUUAAAUUCAAAGGAAAAAGAUUGGAGUUUUAAUUAAA